Molecule: messenger RNA, 1577 nt
Organism: Trichechus manatus latirostris (Florida manatee)
Lineage: Eukaryota; Metazoa; Chordata; Mammalia; Sirenia; Trichechidae
Gene: CHRNG
Product: cholinergic receptor nicotinic gamma subunit
Exons: 12
Coding region: 21-1577 (518 amino acids)
Biological process (GO): signal transduction; nervous system process; regulation of membrane potential
Cellular component (GO): plasma membrane; neuron projection; synapse
Molecular function (GO): acetylcholine-gated monoatomic cation-selective channel activity; transmembrane signaling receptor activity
Source: RefSeq, a predicted model, not a curated record
CUGCGGAGAGCUGAGGCGCCAUGCAUGGGGGCCGGGGGCCGCUGCUGUUCCUGCUGCUGCUGGCUGGUCGCCUGGGAGCUCAGGGCCGGAACCAGGAGGAGCGCCUGCUUGCAGACCUGAUGCGCAACUACAACCCCCAACUGCGUCCCGCCGAGCGCGAAGCAGACGUGGUCAACGUCAGCCUCAAGCUCACCCUCACCAACCUCAUCUCCCUGAAUGAGCGUGAGGAGGCCCUCACCACCAACGUCUGGAUAGAGAUGCAGUGGUGUGACUACCGUCUGCGCUGGGACCCGCAAGACUACGAGGGCCUGUGGGUGCUGCGGGUGCCAUCCACCAUGGUGUGGCGGCCGGAUGUCGUGCUGGAGAACAACGUGGACGGCGUGUUCGAGGUGGCGCUUUAUUGCAACCUGCUGGUGUCCCCUGACGGCUGUAUCUACUGGUUGCCGCCCGCCAUCUUCCGCUCCUCCUGUCCCAUCUCCGUCACCUACUUCCCCUUCGACUGGCAGAACUGCUCCCUCGUCUUCCAGUCCCAGACAUACAGCACCAAUGAGAUCAAUUUACAGCUGAGCCAGGAGGACGGUCAGACCAUCGAGUGGAUUUUCAUCGACCCCGAGGCCUUCACAGAGAACGGGGAGUGGGCCAUCCGGCAUCGGCCAGCCAAGAUGCUGCUGGAUGCGUCGGCGCCAGCCGAGGAGGCGGGCCACCAGAAGGUGGCGUUCUACCUGCUCAUUCAGCGAAAACCCCUCUUCUACGUCAUCAGCAUCAUUGCCCCCUGCGUGCUCAUCUCCUCUGUGGCCAUCCUCAUAUACUUCCUGCCUGCCAAGGCCGGUGGCCAGAAGUGUACUGUCGCCAUCAACGUGCUUCUGGCCCAGACAGUUUUCCUCUUCCUGGUGGCCAAGAAGGUGCCUGAGACCUCCCAGGCGGUGCCACUCAUCAGCAAGUACCUGACUUUCCUCCUGGUGGUGACCAUCCUCAUUGUCGUCAAUGCCGUGGUCGUGCUCAACGUGUCCUUGCGGUCCCCACACACACACUCCAUGGCCCGAGGGGUCCGCAAGGUGUUCCUGCGGCUCCUGCCUCAGCUGCUGCGGAUGCACGUGCGCCCGCUGGCCCCCGCGGCGGUCCGGGACACCCGGCCCUGCCUACAGAAUGGCUUCUCUGGGUGGUCAGUCACGGCCGGGGAGGAGGUGGCCCUGUAUCUGCCUCACAGCGAGCUCCUCUUCCGGCAGCGGCAGCGGAACGGGCUGGUCAGGGCCGCGCUGGAGAAGCUCGAGAAAGGCCCAGAGCUGGGGCAGAGCCAGGAGUUCUGUGGCAGCCUGAAGCAGGCCACCCCAGCCAUCCAGGCCUGUGUCCAAGCCUGCAACCUCAUUGCCCGUGCCCGCCACCAGCAGACUCACUUCAACAACGGGAACGAGGAGUGGUUCCUGGUGGGCCGCGUGCUGGACCGUGUCUGCUUCCUAGCCAUGCUCUCCCUCUUCGUCUGCGGCACUGCUGGCAUCUUCCUCAUGGCCCACUACAACCGGGUGCCUGCCCUGCCAUUUCCUGGAGACCCCCGCCCCUACCUGCCCUCGCCUGACUGA